CAAAUAAUUUGAGCUAUGCCUACAAAUGGUUGAUGGAAGAGGGGAGGCGAUGUUGCUGCUGAGUUGAAGUUCACACACGAUUUUUUAAACUACCGUGGUCCUCAUUCCGAACAUAGGAGGUGGUGUGGUGUGAUGGGAGGGACCAGCUCUCAGCUGGAGCGUGACAUCGGGGCCGAGUAUCCCCUAAACGAGCAUUACUACGGGCUCGUCAACUUCGGGAACACCUGCUAUUGUAACUCGGUCCUACAAGCCCUCUUCUACUGCAAACCCUUCCGAGACAAGGUAUUGAAAGUGCCGUUAGAGAAGCCUAGGAAGGAGAAUCUGCUGUACUGUCUAUACGAGCUGUACAGCAGUAUUACCUCACAGAAGAAGAGGACAGGUAUAUACGCUCCGAAGAAGUUUAUCUCCAGAUUACGGAAAGAGAAUGAGAACUACAACAACUUCCUCCAGCAGGACGCUCACGAGUUUCUAAACUACUUGUUGAACUCAAUAUCUGAUUUGUUGCGGAGCGAGUUUGACGACGAGGAGAAGGAGAAACUGAAAAGGACUUGGGUUGAGGAGAUUUUCGAGGGCAUAAUCACGAAUGAGACGAAAUGUUUGACAUGUGAAGCUGUUAGCUGUAAAGACGAGCCCUUCAUGGAUCUGUCGGUAGAGAUAGAACAAAACACGUCACUUAACCACUGUCUGCGCAGCUUCUCCAGCAUGGAGACCUUAUCAGGGGCGCAGAAAUACUUCUGUGAGUCCUGCUGUAGCAAGCAGGAGGCGCAGAAGCGCAUGCGCAUCAAAAAGCAACCCAAAGUGCUGGCACUGCACCUAAAGCGCUUUAAAUACGUGGAGAAUGACAAUAGGUACAAGAAGCUCACAUACCGGGUGGUAUUCCCCCUAGAGUUGCGGCUCUUCAUCACGUCCGAACACGCUAACAACCCCGAGUGCUUGUACAGUCUCAUGUCUGUGGUGGUGCACUGUGGUAACGGACCAAAUAAGGGACAUUAUAUCUGUGCUGUUAAAUCCCACGACUUCUGGCUUAUAUUUGACGAUGAAGUUGUGGAGAAGGUAGACGAGAAAAGUAUAGAGGAUUUCUUUGGUCAUGACAAUCCUAGAACUUCUAACGGGUUGGAAGUGGGCUAUAUAUUGUUUUACGAGGCAGUCGAUAACGACCCUUCCUUGUUGACGUGAGGUCACGUGAUUUAGAUCACGUGAUGUGGGGUUACCAUAGUUACAGAAUUCCUCGAGAUGAUAAUAUCUAGAUAGUGUCUAGUCUCAAAUGUGGUUGAUUGUGCCGGGUAGAAAACUUAUUAUUUAGAUUAACAUCUGGGCUUUACCACACUUACAGAUUUUCUCUUAAUUUUGUUUAAAUUUUAUAGUUUUAUUUUGUCGAAUUCCAUGUGAUAGUACUAUAAUCCCACUAUAAUAUAAUGAUAAUUUUGUUGACCGAACUUGGCAGUGUGUCACGUGACCAGUAAGUGUGUCUUGUUAUGUGACUUGUGUGCUGGGCCCGACCGAAAUGUUGUAUGAUGUGCAGCCCGUUCUGGGCUAUCUGGACGUUAUUAUAGAGUAUUUUUGUUUGAACUCGGACAACACACAGCUGAUAGUGUUAUUACCUUCUAACACCAAUACAGCGAAUGCAAUGGAUACAUUCCUAUUAUACAAAAUUUUGAUGUUAGUAACCAGUUCGAGGCAGGCAGAACUUGGGGAGAGCGGUUACUUACGGAUAUGCACGGAGGGGAGGUUGCAAAAAGGAGAUAUUUAGUAACCGCUAUGUAAUAGUUAUAUAAUUAGUUCGAAAUUUACGCCCACAAAUUGAGGCUCCAAAACUUCGUGUGUGUCAUAGCUUGGAGAUUGUUUGAAUAUCAUUCUGUUGCUUUCUAAUAUUAUAACCAUAAGAUUAGCUCGACGACUGAUGGUAGUAAAUAAUUUCCGGUUUUUUUCCAUCCUGAAUUUCUCUCUACUAGUUGGUCAGAAAAGUACAUAUAAUGUAAGUUGUGAGCUGAAAUACUAAUCAGUGUCUUGAUAUGAGAUUAGUGAGCGUUUUGAGAUGAGCUGUAUUUGUGUCUGAGUGACUAGGUGUUACCACCUACAAGGUGUUACCACCUACAAGGUGUUAGGUGUUACUACUUACAAGGUGUUGGGUAUUACCACCUUCAAGGUGAUACUAUGGUGUUAUGACGCGUAAGUGCGCUUUAAAGUGCGAAUUGGUUGAGAAUUAAUUGUUUGGAUUAGACCACUGUUAAACUAGAUGUACAGGUAAUUCUAGGCCACCUUGUUUAUCUGCAUAAUUUAAUUACAAAAAGCGCACUUACACAGCGCAAGUGUGGUCUGUGGAACAAAUCUUUGUGUGACCACAGUGAAUGUCAGUAGAAAGAUGAAAUAAAAUUGAUAGGAUCGUAAAAUGGUAUUUCCAUCUGGAAGCUCAUGUUUAUUGAGUUUUAAGCAAGUUUAAACAUGUUCAGUUUUGUAAGAUUUCUCGAUUUGUACUGGCUGCAAUCGAAGCAAAUUUUAGUUUGUUUUUGCUGACAAUUUGGCGGUUUUUGAGGAAAAUGUAACGUCUUUCUUGAAAACUCUGCGCACCUCACCAAUAAGACAUGAUGGGGAACAAAUUAUUGACACUGGAAAAUUUUAAUUGUCCGUUAACAAUUAAAAUGUAUACUGUGUGCACUGUGUACAGUGUAUUGUGUAUUGUUUGCAGUGUACCUCGAAGUUUAUACGGUAGAAAGUGAAGCUUAUAAUGCGGUAUAUUUAACAAGUUAUUUGUAUGUUACAAUUGCAAGCGAGCGACUGUUAAUUAACUCGCUUAGCAAAGUUUCGAUGUAUUUAGUUUAGCUUACUGAUUUGUGAUCAACUCUGAUGAAUGUUUUACAUGGUUAAUUUGACUUCAAGAUUUUCUGUAAAUUUCUUGUUGUUUUAUUUCAAGUUUUAGAAA
Bolinopsis microptera is the source of this 2920-nucleotide messenger RNA. RefSeq names its product ubiquitin carboxyl-terminal hydrolase 46-like. Bases 133 to 1176 code for a protein of 347 amino acids. Gene Ontology annotation, cellular component: cytosol; nucleus. Gene Ontology annotation, molecular function: cysteine-type deubiquitinase activity. The record is from RefSeq and is a predicted model, not a curated record. Gene Ontology annotation, biological process: protein deubiquitination. The transcript is spliced from 6 exons. NCBI's taxonomy places the organism in Eukaryota, Metazoa, Ctenophora, Tentaculata, Lobata, Bolinopsidae.